Sitodiplosis mosellana (orange wheat blossom midge) is the source of this 505-nucleotide messenger RNA. It is a transcript of the gene ubl, whose product is annotated as ubiquitin-like protein 5. The transcript is spliced from 2 exons. The coding region runs from base 204 to 425 and encodes 73 amino acids. NCBI's taxonomy places the organism in Eukaryota, Metazoa, Arthropoda, Insecta, Diptera, Cecidomyiidae. Gene Ontology annotation, molecular function: protein tag activity; protein binding. Gene Ontology annotation, cellular component: nucleus; cytoplasm. The record is from RefSeq and is a predicted model, not a curated record. Gene Ontology annotation, biological process: mRNA splicing, via spliceosome; protein modification process.
AAAGAAAAGAAAAUGCUGAGAAAGUUCAUAAUGUAAAGUAACCUUUAUCUUCGCCCGUCAUGAAAUGUCAAAGUCCAUGAAUCACAUAUGUCAUUGCACGGCAACAUUCAAAACGUUUCAUCGAGUUUGUUUGUGUAUCACCACAGAGUGAGAGAUUUUUUUGCAAAGAAAAUAAGAACGAAUUCUCAAUCGAACGCAUCAAAAUGAUUGAAAUCACCUGCAACGAUCGUUUGGGCAAAAAAGUUCGUGUUAAGUGCAAUCCAGACGACACGAUUGGAGAUCUGAAGAAAUUGAUAGCAGCUCAAAUUGGCACACACUACGACAAAAUCAUCCUGAAGAAAUGGUACCGCAUCUUCAACGACAAUGUUACAUUGGCCGACUACGAAAUCCAUGACGGCAUGAAUUUGGAGUUGUAUUAUCAAUAAGCAUUUGAAACACCAUCCUCAUCAUUCUUCUAAUUAAACUUUAAUCGUCGAAUAAAAUUUUAUAACAAAUUCAAACUAAA